AUCGUAAAUAGAACCGUCCAAUUAAACCUGGCGGCCAUGUUUGGAUAGAGCGCCGCGCCGUGCCGGUGUCACUGGCUGAUUCCACAAAUGAUUUUAUGAUUCUGAGUGAUUUUAGCAGGAUUUUAGGAAUGAUCGUAACCUCUGAUUAAUUCUAAUGACUAACAGAUGACGUCAUAAUCAAACAAUAAUCACAGGGAUGUUGUCUGCACAUUUGCAUUGCCAUCGAGGUCAAUUCGGCUGUCUUGAAUCUGGUAGCAUAAGGUGCCUUGUGUGUAGAAGAGAGGACAAGAUCUGUUUUGUUUCAGAGUGACCGUCUGUAAUGGGUGUUGAAGAGAAGACAUUAAAGGAGCACAUCGCCAGAUAUGUGUUGUCAGGGACGUCAUGUGUCUGUGCUGCUAUAGUGACUAACCCCAUAGACGUGAUCAAGGUGCGGAUGCAGCUGGAUAAUGAGCUACGGGAAGGCAGGAAGGUCGUCUCUGUGCUACGCGAGCGCUACUACCAGGGGUUCGUCCGGGGGAGCUUCACUAUUGCCAGGGAUGAGGGCAUCAGGGGACUGUACAAAGGUGUGUUCCCGUCCAUCCUGCGCGAGGCCUCGUACAGCACCAUCAGACUGGGGUCGUAUGAACCCAUGAAGGAGCUGCUGGGGGCCACCGACCCGGCACACACCCCGCUCUGGAAGAAAAUCAUUGCAGGAGCAACCUCAGGAGCCAUAGGCAGCUCAAUCGCUACACCAACAGACCUGGUCAAGGUCCGGCUGCAGGCUGAGAGAAGACUGCCCUCUGGUGUCCAGCCGCGGUACCGCAGCACCUUCCACGCCUUCAGUGAGAUCUGGCACACAGAGGGCCUGCGGGGACUGUAUCGGGGGAUCGGGCCAACCGUGCAGAGGGCAGCCAUUCUUACAGCCUCACAGAUACCAUCGUACGACCACACGAAACAUGCCAUCUUGAACGCUGGUCUGAUGUCGGAAGGUUUUCCGCUGUUCUGCGUGUCGGCCAUGGUGGCAGGAUUCAUCACUGCCUUCGUCACCUCACCCGUGGACGUCAUCAAGACCAGGAUCAUGAACCAAGCUUCUAAACACCUACCUCGUGACCAGUGGCUGUACCGUAGCUCACUGGACUGCCUGCUGAAGACACUGCGUAGUGAGGGUCUGUUCGGACUAUACAAGGGGUUCAUCCCCAACUGGAUGCGGAUCGGUCCCCACACUAUCGUCACAUUCCUGAUCUUUGAGGAACUGCGAAGACUUAUUGGAAUGAAAGCCUUGUGAUUAGGUUGUACACAUGUAUCAAGAAUGAAAAAUAGAAGAAAGGUUAAGAAAAUAGAAUUUUCAAGCAGUGACUUAAUUUUUAAAGGUCAACACAUGUACCUCCAUCUUGCUGACAGAGUGACCAAGUUCUUGCAAGACUUGCGUGAAAGGUAAGAUGAUAAAAAGGGAGGGGGGCUUUGCCCAUCAUUAACAUUUGGCAUACCAAGAUGCCUAUAUGACAGUUAUGAUUUCAAGCUAAGCAUGCUGAUGGGUAAGUAGGCUGGUACAAUGUAUAUGUAAGAUAAUUAUACAGUAAAUUUAACUAUGCAAAUCAAUGCUCCAAACUUUAUGUGCCUUUAACUUUAGGGUUAGUAAGUAAUAGAGAUGGAAUGUUAAUGUCAUAUAUCAAUUUCAUGAAAAAAAUUGACACUGUUUCCAAUGCACAGUAUACAUGUAUAAAAAAUGGUAAAUCUUACUUUUAUAUGUGGUAAUGAAUAUAAUAUAUGCUUGCCAUUACAUACGUAUAGGACAUGUACUUAACUGUCUUUCUGAACCUUCCAGCAUUUUAUGUGAAUCUGAAGUUUAGGAAGCAUGUUUUUUUUACCAAACAACAUUUAACAAUUAUGCUGAUAAAGAUGUGCUCACUAGUAUGUACAUGUAAUGUAAAUUGGGGAAAAGUU
Messenger RNA from Branchiostoma floridae (Florida lancelet), 1923 nucleotides. RefSeq names its product mitochondrial substrate carrier family protein ucpB-like. The transcript is spliced from 8 exons. The record is from RefSeq and is a predicted model, not a curated record. Gene Ontology annotation, biological process: transmembrane transport. Lineage: Eukaryota; Metazoa; Chordata; Leptocardii; Amphioxiformes; Branchiostomatidae. The coding region runs from base 320 to 1264 and encodes 314 amino acids.